This is a messenger RNA of Schizophyllum commune H4-8, 1549 nucleotides long. RefSeq lists its product as uncharacterized. The record is from RefSeq and is a predicted model, not a curated record. The transcript has a single exon. Bases 323 to 1114 code for a protein of 263 amino acids. NCBI's taxonomy places the organism in Eukaryota, Fungi, Basidiomycota, Agaricomycetes, Agaricales, Schizophyllaceae.
ACUUCCCGGCACCAGAACGGGCUUGGUCGGAAAGGGCCCGAGAUCCUUUCCCUUCUGCGUCCUUUCUCCUUGAAGAGUUGAACACCGAUCAAAAUAACACGUUCAGGCACUUCACGUGCGCGGAUGGAAAGCUUGACGGAAGCAAAUUGGGGUGAUGGUCAUUGAUGGUCCCACAGUUUGCCACCCCGCAUGGGCCUCUUCCUCCGGCCCAUCGAGCUUGACAAUGCCGCUAUGGCGGCUCGCUGGUCUGACGCCCUAAGCGCGCAAAUUAUCGAGGGCGGCCGGAUGGAUACGUCUACAAAUUGUGAGCGAAGUGACGACGAUGUACGAGUUCUCUAUCCAGGGGCAAUGUUGCACAAUUUUUGAGAAGGGAAGCGCCUCCCCCUCCCUUCUGGUUAGCAGUAACAGGGUGCGAUGCGCACCUUCCCGCAUAAUUUUGCGCGAGCGGCUGGCAGACGGCUGUCCUGAUGCGCUCGCGAGACCCCAUCACGAGGGAAUGCAUGGGUGGCCGUACGCCCGCCCUGCGCCUACAGUGACGGCCUGGUCGGGUUUCAUUGCGCGGUGCAGGUUAAUCGCAAGUAUCGCCCGCGUCUUGUGCGCCCUUCCCCACGCCCCGCUCGCCGAGCGAUGCCAUUCGGCACGUCUACGGCCUUCAUCCUUGCCCCGACGUGCGUCUGGACGAGAAGCGCCCCCCAUUGCGCGCACGACCGCAGUCGCGACCAGGACGCCGCGCCUUCUGAGAAGCUCAUUAGAACUCAGGCCCGCGGGACUCAAGAGGGAAGAGAGGGGACACGCGCCUUCUCUGAGUACAGAAGCGAACUCUCGGUUUGCGCGGACCCAGCAGCCUGGACUGAGACUCGGUGGCACAUCGUGCUACGUGCGGCACUUUACCGAACGCGGCGAUGCCGCGGCGUCUUUGGGACGGCGAAUGCGCUGGCCGCGAGUACGGACUUGGCGCGCGGAAGGCCCACCUUCCAAAUCCGGGUGUCCCUUUCUCUUGGAACCUAUGAGCGACACAGACAAUGUUGUCCGUACGCCGCCCCCAAGUCCGAGCAGCCCGUCAUCGAGGGGAGCUGACGACGCAGCCCAAGGCUCAGGAUCAGAGCCGCCGUGACCGCAUACGCCGAUUGACCGUGCCCGCCGAGGCCAGACUUCCGGACUCCAUCGUCGAGGUCUGCAGGCACGAGGCGACCGAGGCUGCAGACCUUGAGCAUAUCUGAUUACGCCAAAUCCCAGGAGUCCAUCGGCCUGUAGCACGUUUUACCAUCGGGCGGGAAGGGCGGGACAACGCGGCAGUGCUGGUCAUUCGCUGCCGAUUCAAGCGGGCCCCGGCUAGGAGCGUGGCGCACCAGACCUUUCCAGCGAUGCGCGUCCGCGCAAUUCCUGAGGUGUCGCGCGAACAUAGGGCGGCGGAGAAGACGCAGUAGACGGGCACCCCGCGGGGGAAGAGGCGGCCUCCCAUCCGCGCAUCGCAUUUGGGGUCGCAGGCGCACGGCUGCUGUCUGCCUCCGUCAGAGCUGCGUCCAGGAGAUCAGGGCGUGGCUGCCUA